AUGUCUGUGCUGAGAGAUUAUUAUUAUAAGCUCAGCUCGGAAAUUCCUCAGGAGCGUAUUGAAGCGGCCACAGGAUUGUUGUCAGAACUUUCUGCGGUCAAUAAAAAGGAGGAAUGGGAUUACGCUCUUGGAAGAUUGAUCAAAGGUCUUUCGACCUCGCGCCAAACUGCGAGAUUUGGCUUUUCCAUGGCUCUUACCGAGCUCGUGCGUGAGCUUGUUUUGAAAGAAGACUAUGACUUGUCCAUAUCAUCAAUGCUUGAUAAGAUUGUCGAUGCGACACAAGUGUCUAGUUCCAUGAAGGGAAAAGAGUUACGUUCUGUUUUAUUUGGGCGUCUCUUUGGAUUUCAGGCAUUGGUCAACUCAGAGUUAUUACUCCAGAAAGAAUCCUCUUCACAGGAAGACCUUCAGAAGUUUGUACGUCUUCUUGUUGAACUAUCAGGAACCAAGUCAUGGUUGAGGGAAUCUGCCAUGUUUACUAUGUGCCAGUUUCUUGGGUCGUUCUUGAACUCUGAUAUGUUCAGUGAGGAUACUCUUGUCACCUUUUUACAAGUUAUUAGCGACCAGGACUUAACUUUCACUACGGAAGGACUCGCUGUGUAUUUGGUUAUUCCGCAACCUCUACGCUCGCGAGUUGCGCAGAAAGUGACUGGAGUCUCUCUUUGGAAAAACGGGGAUCCGUUGAGUUCAGGUAACUUGCAAGUGUUGGCUAAAGUGAUGAAAGAUGUAGAUGUCGUGUCUGAUGAAAGUUCCGAAGAGGCAGAGUCGAGCAACAAGAAAAACAAAAACUCAAAGCAAAAAGGAACUUGGUCGCCUCGUUUACCGUUUGCGUGGGAAUAUCUAGUGAAGCACUUUGCAGCUAAAGAUUCCGAUGAUGACUCUGAAGAAAUACAAGAAGAACAUUCCAAGAAGAGAAAAAAGUCUGGAUCAAGUUCUUCCAAAAAGAAAGCAAAGUCUGACACAUCUGGGGCUAUAUCAUUUAAGGAGUUUUGGAAAGUUGUUGUUGACGAGACCAUGUUUGCUGAAAAGUCUUCUUCAGAAAGAAAAUACUGGGGCUUCGAAGUGUUCAUGAAAUUCAUUUCUGUCCUUCCUGCUAACCUUGUGGAGUUUCUGUUCACACCCAACUUCAUGAGAUGCUUGAUCAAUCAAUCUGCCCUACAGAAUAGACUCUUAAACAAAAUAUCGACAAAAGCUAUCAACACUAUCAUUGAAGUGUCACAGGCCGAUCUCUCCAAGGUUGUGCCUUUCCUUAAGUGUCUCAUCAAUGAAAAAUGUGGUGGAAGCUGGAACUUUGAUCCUAUGACCAAAUCAAAAGUCACAGACGCUCUUGUUGGUGUUUUGGGCUAUGUGGAGGAUGUCAACCUGGUCAGUGACUCUCAAGUCGAUGAGCUCGUGAAUUCCAUCAAAGAGGUGUUGGUGGCUAAGUUUGAUGAGGCUCUCGCAAGUCAGAUAGAACCAGAAAAUACCGAUGUUCUUGCGCAUAAAAAGUCUAAUGACAAUAUCCUCAAAUGGGUUUUGGAUAAGCUACUUGUUCUCAUAAGAAGCACUAAAAGAUUUAAGGCAUCCAAGUCAAAGCUGUUGGAAUCAAUUUUCAAGUUCUUGAUUCAACAUUCAUUUUUCAAGGCAAAGAAUGCGCCCAGCGUUUCGAGCAAUAUUUUAAAGUUGAUCCAGGAUCGUCUCAACUCUUUCUUGUCUGAAGUUAUAUUGUCAAAGAGAAAAGAACAUUCUUGGUCGUUCUACUGCGUCAAGCAAAUCAAAAAAUUGGAAGACAACGAUAAAUUUGAGUUGGUACUUGAACUUGAUUCUGACCUUGAUGCCAUUAAAGAAGAUGGAUUGGAAAUGAUAAAUACAAUCAAGGACGCUAUGAAACGUGAUCAAGCUCACAAGGACCAACAAUACUGUUUCGAACUCUUGUUCUCAAUGGUUUUAAUUCAGUUGUACAUGGGUGAGGCUGAAACUGUCGACGUUCUUCAAGAACUCAAAGACUGUUAUGUUGAAACAUUUAGUGGCGGAAAAGAAGAAAAUGACUCUUCUGUGACAAUGACCGAAAUCAUUUUAUCCUUUGUUUCUCGCAAGUCAUCCUUGUUAAAGAAGCUUUCUACCAUUGUUUGGGAGUCUCUUUUGUGCGCCAAAGGUGCCGACGGCAGACUUAUGAUCAACGAUGCAUGUUUUGAUCUAUUAUUCGCCAUUUUGAAGACGAAGGAGAACGAAGAGGGUCAAAAUGCUUUGUUUGAAGGUGAAGACGAAUUCAAUGCUGCCAGCGAAGAUGAUGAUAACGACGAAGACAAGGAAAAUGAUGUCGAGGACCAAGGCGAGGAUCAAAUUAACGCAGAAUCUGACGUUGAAAGCAACAAGUCUAUCACGUCUGAAUCAGAAAGUGAUGCGGAUGAUGAAGACGAAGGAGAAACGGAUGCUGAUGAUAACAUUGAGAAAAAGACGAACAUUAAAUUGGCUAAGGCAUUAGGCAUACCUACAGAAUCGAGUGGAGAAGUGAAGUUUGAUGAGAUUGAUUCAUUUGGCGAAGACGGCGAUGAUUACGAGUCCGAGUCUAUGGACGAUGAACAAAUGAUGGCCAUUGACGACGAACUUUCAAGAAUUUUUGUUGAAAGAAGAAACGCUCUCUCAGCAAACAGCACCAACAAAAAGAAAGCAGAAAUGUUGGAGGCGAAGGAAAAUAUUACCCUUUUCAAAAGUAGAGUACUUGAUUUACUUGAAGCUUUCAGCAAGGAACAACCCAAUUCCAUUUACAAUCUCAGUUUCAUUAAACCUAUAAUUACACUUAUGAAUCUGACGAAAGAUAAGAACUUGGGUAUGAAAGCACACAAGCUUUUGAAGACAAGAAUCAGCAAAACUAGAAUUACACUAGAAGAGUUUGCGCAAUUGUAUGAGACUGAAGAGGAAAAAUCCAAGUUCAAGAAGACCCAAAUCGAGACCUUGGAAUGGCUCCAGUUACAAGCUGGCAAGUACUCCUCUAAUCAAGCCCAUGCAUCGGCUUGCGGACAAUCUUGUAUUAUUAUCUCUAAAGCAUUGGUUUCUAUCGAUAGUCUGUUGUUGGAGACUAUAAUCAACAUCUAUACAAGAACGUUGUUGGUUUGGGCCACUGAGCUGAAAAACAGAAUACAAGCAUCCAUGUUUUUCGAUUUCAUCAACUGGCUCAAUUCCAAAAGAAGCAACCACACAUAA
Clavispora lusitaniae ATCC 42720 is the source of this 3180-nucleotide messenger RNA. RefSeq names its product DNA-directed DNA polymerase (gene POL5). Gene Ontology annotation, biological process: regulation of DNA-templated transcription. Gene Ontology annotation, molecular function: transcription factor binding; rDNA binding. The record is from RefSeq and is a predicted model, not a curated record. NCBI's taxonomy places the organism in Eukaryota, Fungi, Ascomycota, Pichiomycetes, Serinales, Metschnikowiaceae. Gene Ontology annotation, cellular component: nucleolus.